GAAUGUCAAAUGUGUUUUUUAUGAUAUACUUUGUUAAUUUGAUCAGUUCUUUUCUAGGAGUGUGCUAUUAUAUAAUGAAAGCCAGAGGAGGAGGCAGUAGGCAUCUGCCGAAACGAUAAUUACUCACAGUGAGGUAUAAAGCACUGUUCAAGGGGUGCUGUGAACUUAUCAUUAAACCCAGCUGUGACCUCACUGAACGUUUCCCUUUGUGUCUCACAACACAAGGGGACAGCCACAGCCUGCCCUCUAAAGACAACUCUCUUCCUCCACACAAAACUACAAGCACCUAAUAACACACACACCCUUCACUCAAAAAUUUUAAAUCACCAUUUUCAGGGCCUCAUUAGACCUGCCUAGACCACAAAUAUAUGUGUAUAUAACAUCGUAAUUUAAGAGGAACUUUGGCCAGUGGUAACAAAAAGGCUGAAAGAAAACGGCCCACUAAGGUGCCAGUCCCCAAAGAGUAGUCGAAAGAUAUAUUACUACUGAACAAGCGAAAGGAAUGAUUAUCUACCUAAAUAACUAAAUAAAUAACAAUGUUUAGUAGUAGUAGAGGCUCUGGCCAAGGGCAGCAGAAAAGAACGAAGAAAAAGGCCCUGAGGUGUCAGUCCUCAAAAAAGACAUCAGCAGAAGUGCUACUUAUAUUGCUACAAUUAGCUAAACAGAUAAAGAGAUAAUUAAUAACAAUGUUCAAUACACUGCUUGGUAUCUGUUCUUAGUGUGUGUGUGUGUGAGGCAAAACUUUUUAUAAUCUCGUGCGUUGAAGGAGCAGCGCUGUGUCAAAACACGAAUUCCUGAUUUGCGUGAAGGGUAAACAAAUGCACGUGCAGUGAACCAGUGACGAGAACAACCUUUGGCACCUUGAGCACUGAACCUUUACAAGCAUCGUGUGAGAAAAAUAUUCUUGAAUAAGGAACCACUUCAAGCAGUUAAACACAAGCAGAAUCAAGUUUUCUCAUCGAGACUUCUACCCACCACUCCCUGGAGGCUGUAGUCCCUUGGCUGUGAGGUGCUAGGACAGGUGCUGAGCCAUGCCCCCCAGGAGACCACAAAGUAAACAAAAGUUGCCCAACAAACAAGCAAUCCAGAAAAAGCCCCAAGUUGUGGAAGAAGAUGUUGAAGCAGCGGAGAAGUUUAAGGUUGAACUGCAGUGGUGCGUGCAGCAAAUAGAAGCAGCCAUGCAGAAAACUUCCCUCAAAGAAAAAGAGGACAUGGCCAAGUCACACCGCACUCUGACAAGUAGUAAGGCAUCACAUGUUAAAAAGAGGCAACUGAUGAACUCCCUGUUUGGCGAUUACCGAGCCAAGAUGGCAGAAGAGGAAUCCAAAAUGAAAACUGAGGCACCCAAACUGAAGAAACACAGUGCUGCUCCAGACAAAUCUAUGUUCCUUAGAAAGUCAGCAAGCCACUCCCCUUCCACUACUACUGGGCCUCUAACACACUCCCAAGGUGGUGUUGAGAAAAGCCCAGCAGCAGAAGGCAUAGAUCCAGAUUUGCCUGAUAGUGAAAGCUCCAGUGCAUUAGAUACCAAAAAAGUUGAACAUGGUGAGAGUGAGAGUGAAGGAACAAGUACUUCUGAUUCAAAUAAGGUAGGAAAUCUUUCUGAAGGAAGUGUAGACAAGAAAACAGCAUCCAGUUCUUUCAAGUUUCCUUCGCGGUCUGGAAAUGCAUUCAGAUUUAAUUUUUCCGUCUCUUGAGUUCUUUGUUUUGUAGUUACGUGACAGUCAAGGUUAACUGAAAUUCACUUGGGUCUUGAUGAACAUUGUGGCUUAAUUGGUAGUGUAGCUUGAGGGUUCUGGUGCAGGUUUGAUCCUGGCUGCUCCUUUCCUAUAAGCUUGAUGCUGGAGCUAAUCUCACCAUUUCAGUAGUUCAGCUCAAGACAACAUACUUCAUAGACAUUUUUGUAUGGGAUUCCAUAACAGAAAGUAUUAGAAAUGUUGUAUCCCUAGAAACAUACAGCCAAAAUUUUAAUGAUUUUAAGUUGAAUGUGUGAAAUCAAUCUUACAUGACUCUCUCUCUCUCUCUCUCUCUCUCUCUCUCUCUCUCUCUCUCUCUCUCUCUCUCUCUCUCUCUCUCUCUCUCUCUCUCUCUCUCUCUCUCUCUCUCUCUCUCUCUCUCUCUCUCUCUCUCUCUCAGAUUUAAGAAUCAGUAAAAUCUAAAUUGUUGUGUUUAGAAGCUUUAUCAGCUGAUUUGAGGUUAAUAAAAUUGUUUAUGUAU
This is a messenger RNA of Scylla paramamosain (green mud crab), 2217 nucleotides long. RefSeq names its product UPF0488 protein CG14286-like. The coding region runs from base 1032 to 1697 and encodes 221 amino acids. The record is from RefSeq and is a predicted model, not a curated record. NCBI's taxonomy places the organism in Eukaryota, Metazoa, Arthropoda, Malacostraca, Decapoda, Portunidae. The transcript is spliced from 4 exons.